Molecule: messenger RNA, 565 nt
Organism: Lacerta agilis (Sand lizard)
Lineage: Eukaryota; Metazoa; Chordata; Lepidosauria; Squamata; Lacertidae
Gene: COXFA4L2
Product: NDUFA4 mitochondrial complex associated like 2
Exons: 4
Coding region: 25-333 (102 amino acids)
Source: RefSeq, a predicted model, not a curated record
GUGGCAGCCGCAGGAGCCGAGGAGAUGGGAGACAAGGAAGCCAGCGCGACUCUCCAGCCCAGCCCCGGAGCGAAGGGCGCCCCUUUGAGGGGCAGGUUCUCCCGGCAGCUCAAGAGACAUCCAGGACUCAUCCCCCUCAUUGGCUUCAUUGGACUCGGUCUGGGAAGCGCUGCCCUCUACCUUUUGAGGCUGGCCAUCUACAGCCCCGACGUGAGUUGGGAUAGGAAGAAUAAUCCAGAACCGUGGAAUAAACUGAGUCCUAAUGAACAGUACAAGUUCAUGGCUGUCUCCACGGACUACAAAACCCUGAAGAAAGAUCGCCCAGACUUCUGAGGGUGCCACGGCCAUCUUCCAGCUCCUGCCAUGUCCAGGGAAGAACCACUUGCUGCUCUGCACACUCACAUCUUCUGCUCUCACAUUGAGUCUUUAAUCAUCUUUCACUUAAAUUGUGUACAUGCCUUAAAAUUGCACACAUGCUACUACCGCUUCCUGCCUGCCUAUGUAUUGAUUCGCUGGUGCCAGAUUGCAGAUGGCCAAUAAAAUAUCUACAGCCCAUUCAGCAGAA